Messenger RNA from Soboliphyme baturini, 217 nucleotides. The record is from the annotation of a GenBank genome assembly. Lineage: Eukaryota; Metazoa; Nematoda; Enoplea; Dioctophymatida; Soboliphymatidae.
AAAUUCGUUUCGAUUCCGACAUAUUGACGCAAGCGUAUUUAGCAGACGAUCACCAGGCGUUAAUAUGGGAUAUUCAGUCGAUGCCUCGGGCAAUCGAAGACCCGAUCUUAGCUUACCGAGCAAGCAGCGAAAUUAACCAGGUGCAUUGGGCAAAUAGUCAGCCCGACUGGAUCGCAAUCUGUUUUAAUAAUUGUUUGGAAAUUUUACGAGUCUGACA